UGGCGGUUGCGUCAUGAGUCACGCCCUCUUCGCCGACCAAAAACACUUGCGUCCCGACGUUAGCGCUCCGGGGAGCUGAAACAACAGCGAUUUAUAAACAAGUCUCCUUCUCUAGUCGGUCGAAUCAGCCAGUCGAGUUUUCGAAUAUGGUCUGUGGCGGUUUCACCUGCUCCAAAAAUGCCCUCUGUUCCCUGAAUGUGGUUUAUAUGGUGAGUAAAAAGAAACGGACCAUCAUGCUAAAGUGUUAGCACUUAGCUUAGCUUAGGCUAACUAGCCUCCGAAUGAACGGUUGAAGCAGGUUCGAGGUUAGCCGUGAGCUAACUAGCUAACAGCGCAGGAAACAAUGCUAACGGUUCUGUCUUCUCCUUAUUGUCUCUGUUUCCACCUCGCAGAUGAUUAUCGGUAUGGCUUUUCUUUCUUUAUAGACAUAAAUGUUUGUAGUGUAUGUUAGCUCGUUAGAUAACCGUAGUUUUAUAGUAUUUAGAGGCAGUUAGAGCUCCCAUCCACAGUGUGAGUCCAGGCAGAGCACCGUUAGCUGAGAGGCCAGCAGACCCACACUGUCAAACUGCUUUAUCUCCCACAUCCUUAUCGGGCUUUUCUCAGCCAUAUAUUAUCAGUCCAUGUGUCUGUUUUUGUCUUUGUUUUACUCAGAGGAGGUUUCGUAAUCUCACAGUGUGGCUCAGCUCCACGUUAAACCAGGAUAAACACCUGAACAUAAACCUUUGUGCUGUCUCUGGAAUAAUCAGAUUUGGUCUUUAGUAAAAUUUUAAGGUACUUGUCCAACCUAAAAUGAACUUUGUAUUAAGUCUAUAACAACUAAAUAUAAUCAAACACAACAGCUUUACCACAAGAUUUUUGUUGACAUACUUAGAGUGGUGAUAGAUGUUAUUCCCUUUGGUUGACGGACUGGAGUGCAUUGAAAGUAUAUUGAGAAGUGUUUCUAAUGUUUUGACUUGCUCAUAAAACAUAAGGAACACUUUUAAAUAUAGCCCACCAACACCACCCACCACGUCUAAGGAAUAUUUAAUACAAUCUGAUCAUGAAAAUAAACUGAAUGUAGAAGCUAUUCCUGAAAAUAGCUGUUGUAUUGGACUUACCCAGGCUAUAAUAUGCUGUGGCUUUGCUAUUAUUUAUUAAUGUCAUUAUUUAUAACUCUGUUACGGUCUGGUCUAUUAGAGAGAACGGGGAUAAGUGGCUGACUGAUAUUGUUUUUCCUACAGCUGAUAGCCAAAACAUAAUGCGGUUAUAAUGUUGUUUGUUUUGCAUUUGAUUUACUCCUUCAGUUGAACAAUAGUAGCACCACACGAGUGACAAACUUUCUUAACUUGAAGGAACGUCUUUUCUGGUGUUGGGAAAAUACAAGGUAAAUGUUUGGUUUGAAAAAAGUCACAUUCAGUCCAAUUAUUCCACAAACCUUAAAAUCUAAAAUACAUGGUUUACAUUUGAGCUAGUUAGAUGUAUUAAACAGGUUUGAAGUUAGUGGUAGUAGUAGUAGUAGCAGUCAUUUAUUCAGUCAUGAUAACACCAAAUGUUGUACACAAUAUUGACUUUUCACACAAAAUCAAGAAUCAUGUGUUGAAUAUUAACUGAAAAGGCAGAAGCAGACUGCUUAAAAAAGCCUACCCUGUAUUGUCAACUUUUUAGGCUACCGACCUCCAGAAAAGCAGAGAAACCACAACAACAGAUAAUCAAUCGCACUUAUAAGCUUCAAAAAUAGCUUUACAAGCUAUAGAAAAGAUGGUUAUGACUGAGGAAAUUAGGUUAAUAUGUAAAUAUAUAAAUAGGUAAAUAUUUACACAAGUGUGCAUGAGAGUUAGAGUGAAAGCACAAGACUCGAGACUAACUUUUUCACCAGCCUCCUCACGUUGCUCAACAGCAACCACACUGAAAAGACAGUACAGCUGUUGUGAGCACAGGCCUCAAUCUUAAAUAGUCGAGUAUUUCAAAAUGCCAUCAAUCAUCUGACUGAUUUGUUGGUCUGCCUCUGGUUAGGACGUCAAAAUCUCACAAUAUGAUAAUACAGCAGUAAAAUUUUUGCCAAUCAAAUGAAGGACAAAAGGCGACCCAGGAGGAAGUAAUUAUUUUGACUUUUGAAUCACUUUCUGAAUCUUUUGUUGUCGACCACAGAAAAUGUCUGUAGGUCGUUAGCUAAGGUAAGCAUUCAGUUUACAUCUUGAGCUACAGCACUGACGCAGAGAAGGAAACCAAAAAGGCAUCCUCAUGUCAGAUUUAAGAGCUGCUGGAGCAUCAAUAAUGUGAAAACCGACUCUCUGUUCUCACACGCCACUCUGAAAGCAGAACAAAAAAAAAUUAUGGGUAGGUACCAGACAAUGGUCUCUGUAGUUCCCAUUUCCCUUCACUUUACUGAAAACUACACUUAAUGCCUGUUUACCCACGGUGGCAUCAACACUUGAAGUUACAACAAACAUUUGAUGAACCAGACAAAUGAAAUCCUCUCUCUUCAGUCUUAAAUAAAGAUGCCAUCUGGGCUUGUGUGAAACUGCGUUGGGCUUUUUUCCACCGUGUCAUUUGAUGAAUAAACCCAAUAAUGACAGGAGAAAUGAGAGAAAUCCAUGUAUUAGCUGUAGCUGUAAUAAUACAGUACUGAGCCUCUAUUAAAGGCUUAGGUUGACACAUUAUCCUGGGAAAGCGUUAAUGCUGCGGCUGUCUUACAUCUGUGCGUUAAAAUGAUAAAUACUGUAAUAAAACAGAGGUGAGCGUGUUUGCUUAUGCCUCAUAUUUGCGUUCUUAUUGACCAUAAUAUAAGGUCAUCCAGUUUGGGUUUGUCAGAGAGCAAACAUGUAAUUAAGUCUUCAGUUAGGAGGAGUGUUUUGUUUGUGUUUGUCACACUCACGUACCUGCUGCCCUGCUAUUUUUAAACGUACCAGGUGUGAAUGUUUCAGGCGCCACGGGAGCCUGAGAUCUCGCCAUCCUCAGCCUCCUCACUGCAGAAAAGAAACACUUGAGACUUGACCAAUCCAGUCAGAAAGCCUUGGAACAUGUACACAUGCAGCAGAUCGUGUUGGCAGCUGAGUCACUGUAACUGUCAUAACUGUGACGCCGUAGCUGCUGUGGUGAAUCAGGACGUUCUGUACAUAGAAGUACAACAAGGACAAGCAGUCUCUUUAUAACCGUGCUGUUCCCCCCCUGAGUGAUAUAUGGCUGCAGGAACGUGAACUCUGUAAUGUGAGGGAUUUUUAGGUCUUUAUUUUGACAAACAGACAAACAAACAGCAGAGGGAGUUACACAAUUGUGACCAAACGUAACGGUGAGCUCAGUGUUUUGAUUAGUUUCACGUUGUCACAGACAGUUCAAUCAUUGUCUCGAAGCUGGCAGUCUUAUGACCCUGAGUCAUGAGAAGAAUUAGGAAACAUUUAACCCAAACUCCGGGUCAAACUCUUUCCACGUCUUCCCCUGCUGCUUUGCUUGACAUGUUAUCUUUCUGGCAGCGUCUUUAUCUCCAAUCAGAGUCCCUGUAGACCCAGUUAGCUAUCAUGUGAUACUCUGUGUUUGUGGUCGUCGAAGCUGUGCGCUGUGACUGAGUGAUAAGCUCACUUCCAUCUCUCUAAAUCUGGUUAACUUCCUUCUCUCUGCUCCUGUCAGCUGGUCGGGUUGCUGCUGAUCGCCGUAGCAGCAUGGGGGAAGGGGUUCGGCUUGGUGUCGAGCAUCCACAUCAUCGGCGGGGUCAUCGCAGUGGGCGUCUUCCUGCUGCUCAUCGCCAUCGUGGGCCUCAUCGGAGCGAUCCACCACCACCAAGUCAUGCUGUUCUUCGUAUCCUUCAUCUGAAGAUUAUCAGAAAUAUUUGAUCUGAUUUCUUUUCGCUCAUACUAAUUAACAAAGAUGACCUAUUUCUAACAGCUGAUACUGAUAAAUUUCACAUUUAUUCAAGCUAAUGAAUUAAGUUUUAUGAACACCUGAGGCUAAAGGAGAUUAUAACUUUGUGAGAGGAGAUGAAUGAUAUUAGAUUUUUACUAUUUUAAAAAUGGGCUCUAACAGGUUCUCUGUUUUUGGGACCAGCGUCAGAAAGACUCCUCUAGAACCGCAGAGGUUUGAUAAACACUGAUAUAACAGAGACAGGCUAACAGUGAUCAAUAAUCUGUUGUUCCUAAUAUCUGUUAUGCAGCUCUAAUGAGUCCUCGCAGUGAUUUGGUUUCUGUUGCUUCUUGACUCUCUGCUCUCAGUACAUGGUCAUCCUCUUCAUCGUUUUCCUGUUCCAAUUCGGAGUUUCCUGUUCCUGCUUGGCGAUGAACCGCGGGCAGCAGGUGAAAAAAACACUCUUUUUUAAACAUCUUAAAGGGAUAUUCUGGCUAAAAUUAAUUGGGGUCAAAAAGAGUCAGACACCCCCUCCAGAGAUGAAUGUUGCCGACCGCUUGCUUCUCUAGUUAUACCAACUUUAGUUACAACUGCAGAUAGCAAUACAGAGAGCCACACGCGUGGUUUGUUUAUGGCUCCUCAUACUGCUGUGUGUUUCUAUCGUGCGGUCGUUACUAAAGUUGGUAUAACUAGAGAAGCAAGCGGUCGGCAACAUUCAUCUCUCGACGGUUUGUCUAACUCGACAUUAAAAUCCCUUUAAUGUCAGACUGAAUGAUCCAUAUUCAUUUUUGUGACUCUUUAAUUUGUCGUUUAUUUAGGAGACCCUCCUGAACUCUACCUGGGGGAUGCUGGAAAAUAAGACCAAGAUGGACCUGGAGAGUCAGCUGAACUGCUGCGGGCUGCUCAACGUCACCUCCAGCCGGCAGCAGUUUGAACAGGACGUGCUCUACUGCCCCGCUGUAAGUCUUGAGUGUCACGUUUUUAUUUCUACAAUCACCAGGAAAGAAAAUAAAAUAACAAGAUCCGUCUUCAAAAUAAACCUUCUCCACUAGCACAGGCAGGGGAUGAAAAAGUAUUUUGUUCCUGUUUUCUUUCAGAACACACGUCCUUCUUUUGUAACUGUUCCCAGGCUUCACAGAGAGAUGUCUUCAUAUCACAGAGUAUUUCCAGUUACACAAUAUCUCUUACAGGAUAAAAGCUCCACAAGCAUUUAGAGAAUUAGAAAUAGGACACUUUCUCCAGUUCUCAGAGUUUAUUUUGGUUUCUUACACUGUUUUUUUUUCUUCUUCUGACAAACCGUUGACUCAUCCUGCUGAGGACUACAGGCUCUUUUUUGUCUCUUUCACUCACAGUUGUGCAAACAGAAAAAUUCCUGCUACACCUGCGGGCUCAAGAUGUUGGAUCAUGCAACCGAGGCCCUGAAGAUCCUGGGCGGAGUCGGACUCUUCUUCAGCUUCACAGAGGUCAGUGUCUGCCUAAGAAACCCGCGGUAAUCACCUGUUGAGUCAUUAUCGUAAUUUUUUUGAAGUAGAAAGUGAAAUAAGUUUGAGUUUGAUGUUUGAGGAUCUCUAGUCUGAAUGAAUUAUUGAGUAAAAGGGGGGAAAAAAGGGAAAUUUAUUCAGUGAUUAUGAGGUUUGCUUUUCUUUAUAUGGAGUUUUCAACACAUGUACUCAAUUUGAUAAAAUCACUCCCACCUGUGGAUGUACUUCCCAGGAGAAAACUGAACUUUAAUCAGAUUUUUGAUCCUUCCUGAUCAAUUUGGAGUCAAUUCAGAUGUCUGGAGUUGACCCACUUUAAUUAAAAACAUGAAAAACUGUUGAAUGAAGGAGGUGAAUCCAAGUUUGUCUAAAAGGAGGCUUACAUGUGGCACCAGUGAUGAACCCAGAGAGUAGCCAAGAGGGCAAAUGUCUGAAAAAUCACCUCAUUGGUGCCCUCUUAAAUCCCUUAGUAGUGGAUAAAAAUCAUUAAAAGAGCCUCCUCUGGAAAUAAAAAUCAUAAGAUGAUAUAAACUAAGUGCCUUGUGGUUCCUCUGUGAAUAGAGGAAUGUAAACAAAGCACACGUUGGAGGCUAGAAAAAGUGCACACCAUAACAAAUAAAGACAAAAUGCCUCUUGAUACUUUUUCAUUGAAUAAAAUGUAGACAAAGUGCCUCUGCUUGACGUUCCAGUGGAUAAAAUGUGGACAGUCAGCCGUCUGGAAGUCCUUUGACUGUAUUAAAUGUAAACGAAGUACCUUGUGAAAUCCCUCUCUGUGUAUAAAAUGUAGACAAAGUCAACUCUUGAUGCCAUUUUCGUGUAUAAACUGUAUAAAUUCAUCUUCAAGCAUCUGUGAAGUAUUUUUGAUGAUGUGUUUAAACAAAGUAUAAAAAUGAAUUAAUAUACAGUUGCAAGAAAAAGUAUGUGAACCCUUUUGGAUUACCUGGAUUUGUGUUCUGAUCUUCAUCUAAGUCUCAACAAUGGAAAAACACAUUCUGCUUAAAUUAAUACUGCACAAAAAAAUCAUAUGUUUUCAUUUUUUUAUUGAACACAACAUGAAAAGUAUGUGAACCCCUAGGCUAACGACUUCUCCAAGAGCGAAUUGGAGCCUGCAGUCAGCUAACCUGGAGUCCAAUCAGUGUGAUGAGAUUUCAGGUGUUUAUUAAAGCUGCCCUGCCCUUUGAAAACACACACCAGUUUUGAGUUUGUUGUUCUCAAGAAGUGUUGCCUGAUGUGAACCACACCUACGAUCGCAAAAGACUUACGAUCAAGAAUUGUUGACUUACUUGAAACUGGAAAGGGUUACAAAAGUCUCUCUAAAAGCCUCGAUGUUCAUGCAUCCACGGUCAGACAGAUCGUCCACAAAUGGAGAAAGUCCAGCUCUGUUGCUACUCUCUCUAGGCAUGGUCGUCCUGUAAAGAUGACCACAAGAGCACAGCGCAGAACGCUCAACGAGGUGAAAAAGAGUCCUAGAGUGUCAGCUAAAGUCUUUUAAAAAUCUCUGGCACAUGCUAAAUCUACAAUAAACAAGAAUGGAGUUCAUGAGGGGACACAACAGAGGAAAAACAUUGCUGCAUGUUUGAAGUUUGCAGAAAAGCACCUGGAUGUUCCACAGCACUACUAUGGACAGAUGAAACCAAAAUGUACUUGUUUGGAAGGAAAAAAGGCACAGCACACCAACAUCAAAACUCAUCCCAACUGUUAAAUGCCUCAGGGUUUGGACGGAUCGCUGUCAUCAACAGAAAAAUGAAUUCCCAAUUGUAUCAAGACAUUUAGCAGGAAAACUUCAGACCAUCUGUCCGCCAACUGAAGCUCAACAGAGGACGGAUGAUGCGACAGGACAACAACCAAAAGUAUAAAAGUAAAUCAACAAAAGCACAGCUUAAACAGAAGAAAAUCCACCUUCUGGAGCGGCCCAGUCCGAGUCCUGACCUCAACCUGAUUGAGAUCCUGUGGCAUGACCUUAAGAGAGCGAAUCUGGAUGGUCCAAUAUUCGUCCUGAAUGUUGUGCAGGUCUGAUCUCCAACUACGGAAAAUGUUUGGUUGAGGUUACUGCUGCCAAAAGAGGGUCAACCAGUUAUUCGUUUUCCCAUCCUGCACCGUGAAUGUUUCCAUGUUGUGUUCAAUAAAAAAGUGAUGCAGAAAUCCAAGUAAUCCCAAAGUGUUCACAUACUUUUUCUUGCACCUGUAUGUAGGAUGGAGGAGGAGGGUGAUUCUCUGAAUAUUUAGGGUUGUCCAGUGCCAAUCAAAAUCCUGUCUGAUGCAUUUUCACUGAGUUUAUUUGCUCAGUUCACAUGCAGCAGAUUUAAAAGUAUGUUUUGUGACAAGAACUGGCAGCCCUGACCGGGAUCCCGAGCUCCUGACAUCCCUUAUCUUGUCAUGUGCAGACGAGCUUCACCGAGCCAAUCUCCGUCUCUUUAAUGUCUUUAAACAGAUCCUGGGGGUGUGGCUGGCCGUGCGCUACAGGAACCAGAAGGACCCACGGGCAAACCCAAGUGCUUUCCUAUAGUCAGUCCGCAUGCAGAGCAGCGCCGUAGAAGCCGUUUCAAACACACUGGUACACAUAGAAUCACGCACAUUUAGAGGCAUAAAACACAGCCGACACGACAACACAGAACGAACGAGCGCACACACGCAAGCACGCAGCACCUGACAAACACCGAAAAGAAAACACACACCUUCAUCUGAGACUUGAGAAUCUACAUCCACCUGUCCAGAAACGAUUGCCAGAGCUGAAGCUGGAAGACUGGAUACUUAUGUAUGAAAGGAAAACCUUUAAAAUACCAAGAAGCGCGGCGGCUUGUUGGUAUGUUGACCCAGCCUUGAUUUGAGUACCAGAUUCCCUGCUAGUUCCCGACUAUGUACCGAGCGAUGAGACAUCUCUGCAUGUGUCCCGCGCCUGCACAGACAAACGAGCCUCUUUGUUGAUUUCAUUCCACACGCCAACUAAAACGACUGUGCCGUGUCCGACUAAUAACGUGUAUGCACCUUGAAAUUUUCCUCUCGUCUCUAAUGUAGUGCCACAAAUAUACUCCUCUGGUCAGUGCUAUCGGUGAUGUGUAGAACUGUGUACCCAAACAUGUCCGGUUUGAGUCGGCGGAGGCGGGAAGAAAAAACUGGACAUGUGGUGUAAAGUAGUUUUUGAAUUGUACGUAAAUGUUUCUUUGUUUUGUUUUUUUUUCACUCGCCACAAAAAAAAGCCGGGAUUUACCAGGAUUAGGAACCGAUGAUGAAUAGAUACUAGGUGAUGUUGUUGCUUGUCGUUUGGGUUCAAAUAUUUAUGAACUGUAUCUGAGCCAACUAACUUUUUAACAGUCUGAGAUAAUAGGACGCCAGUGGACUGCAGCCGUGAUGUUGUACAUAAUCUUUUUGAGAUCCGUCUCGAUGGGUUUGUCAUGUAGUUGUCAGGAGGUUUUCCUGCACAAUAAUCCACCCUUCCUGUAUUUAAUAUGUUCCUUUGUGUCACACGGUGAUGUUGCUUAGAGUAGGAUCUGGUCGUAGAGAAGUGGUUUCAGGUACGAUGUCAUUACCUCUCUGUGUAACUGGAAAACAAAAAACACUCAAAAUUAAAGGUAAUUUGGUAAAUUUGGCAGAAACUGCUCAUCGCAAACCCAGUUUUGUUGAAAUAGUGUUAAAAUAUGUGAAACUUGUUUGUUUUUCUUCUUAUUUUAAGGAUAGAUUAUGAAAUUAUGUUGUUCUCUGUUGACCUUUUGCUCUUUUUCGUUCAUCAGUGUUAAAAAAAAAAGCUUUGUAAAAACUUGUUGAAUAUUUUCAGGAUCUAUUUAAGUUAAGUUUGAUGAUGAUGAUGAUGAUGAUGCACAUUAUAGGCUGAAGUUAUGUUGACGCCUCGCUCGAUGUUUGACAUUUCCUGUCGAUAAAUCACUGCUUCUUAAUUCUCUCUCUUUUUAAGACGUGUUCUCUCCUCCUCCUCCUCUUCCUCCUCCUUCCUUCUUCUCGGAUUGCUUUUAACUUAAAGGACUAACACUUACAUUAACUUCAUGUCUUACUUGAACCUGUCAACUGUUGGCUGAUGUGGAUUUCCUGCUGCUGGUUUGAAGUUCUCGCUGGUGUAAAACAAACUAUGUUGGAAGAUCUUAAGCAUUAUUAUGCCAUAUACUAUUAUCAUUACACCUCACUUCUUUGAAUUCGUGUGCACUUGUUAUUCCAAUGUAUCUUGAAUUUUUGAGACUUAAUUUUCCAAAUAAUAAAACCUCAAAUCGGA
Xyrichtys novacula (pearly razorfish) is the source of this 9510-nucleotide messenger RNA. The record is from the annotation of a GenBank genome assembly. Lineage: Eukaryota; Metazoa; Chordata; Actinopteri; Labriformes; Labridae.